Messenger RNA from Perca fluviatilis (European perch), 586 nucleotides. It is a transcript of the gene uqcrh, whose product is annotated as cytochrome b-c1 complex subunit 6, mitochondrial. NCBI's taxonomy places the organism in Eukaryota, Metazoa, Chordata, Actinopteri, Perciformes, Percidae. The transcript has 4 exons. The record is from RefSeq and is a predicted model, not a curated record. Bases 117 to 398 code for a protein of 93 amino acids. Gene Ontology annotation, biological process: mitochondrial electron transport, ubiquinol to cytochrome c.
AAGUCCAAUGACCGGAAACUGUGACUGUCGCUAACUUGUUAGCUCUUGUGACCUGCUGUGUCCUCCAACACUCGAGAUUUGACAGCCGGUCAUUUAAGGACAAGAGCACCAAAAUCAUGGUUUUUGAGGAGAAGAUGAUCAUGAACGGAGAGCCCGAGGAUGAGGAGGAAGAAGAGGAAGAGGAGGAAGAGCAAGACAUGGUGGAUCCCCUUGAAACGAUGCGACAGAAGUGUGAAGAGACAGAGCACUGCGUUCACACUCGGGAGCGUCUGGAGCAUUGUGAGACCAGAGUUGGCUCCCGGUCUUCGACGGCGGAGGAUUGUACUGAGGAGCUGUUUGACUUCCUGCAUGCUCGGGACCACUGUGUGUCACACAAACUCUUCCAUUCGGUGAAAUGAAGUCCCCCUGUUGCACCACUGGCUGAUGGCAUUCUUCAAAUAUUGUAUUAUGAGGAGAACAUGGUUUUAAAUACAUCCAUUUGUGGAUCUACUAUAUGUUAUAUGUGUUAUAACUUUAAACGUAUACUAUACUGUAUCUGUUUGUGUGAAGAAAGUAUUUCAUUAAAGUAGAUGGCUUAAAAACCUUA